AUGAUCAAUACCUUGGACCAUGCCCACGAGGCGGCGGUCUCUGAGCCCAAGCGUCCUAACGACACCGAUGUCGAGCAAUUGGCUGCCCCCGUGCCCCGGAAAGUGCAAGGCUUCGCGUGGUUCCUCGUUGUCGUCAGUAUCCUGUCCAGCAUCUUCCUCUAUGCGCUGGACAACACCAUUGUCGCCGACAUCUUGCCGGCAAUGAUCAACGACUUUUCCUCGGUUGAUCAAUUGGGGUGGCUCUCCGUUGGGUUUCAGAUUGGAGGUGUCGCGGUCAUCAUGCCUUUGAGCAAGAUUUAUGGCCUCUUCCGCGUCAAAUUUCUCUACCUGCUUUCCUGCAUCAUAUUCAUGGCCGCGUCGGCGCUGUGUGGCGCUGCCCCGGAUAUCAAUGCGGAAAUCGUGGGUCGUGUCUUCACAGGCGCUGGGGGCAUUGGUCUUUACAUCGGAGUGAUGAUUCUGCUGUCUGUCAAUACCACCGAGCAAGAACGGCCCAUGUAUCUGAGUCUUGUUGGUCUGGUCUGGGGUAUCGGAACUGUCCUCGGCCCCGUCAUUGGCGGUGCAUUUGAGAAGGUUACCUGGCGCUGGGCUUUCUAUAUCAACCUCAUCAUCGGUGCCGUCCUAGCUCCCAUCUGGGUCUUCCUCCUCCCCAACACCGCUCACCCAUGCAAACAUCUUUCUCUCGGCCAGCGACUGCGCAGCUUCGACUCAGUAGGAUGUAUCCUGAGCAUGGGAGCCAUCAUCACCACGAUCAUGCCGAUCAACUUUGGCGGAGGUCUAUAUGAGUGGAGGAGUGCGGCUAUCAUCGCUCUGUUUACUGUCGGCGGAGUCCUUUGGAUCUUGUUUGGUAUUCAGCAGACCUUCAACAUCUUCACUUCCACAACAAAUCGCAUGUUCCCGGUCCAAUUUCUGUGGAACAAGGAGGCCGUGCUGCUGUUUAUUCUGGCAGCAACGUGCAAUGCCGCGGUGUUUAUUCCUGUCUACUACAUUCCUAUCUUCUUCCAGUUUACCUGGGGCGACGACGCUUUGGCUUCUGCCGUGCGUCUGUUGCCGCUCAUCUUUCUGCUUUGUGCGACCAUCUUAACCAAUGGGUGGUUGAUGUCCAAGCUGGGCUACUACAUGCCCUGGUAUGCCAUUGGGGCUGCCCUGAUGCUUAUCGCGAAUGUUUGUCUCUCGCGAAUCGACAUCUACACCUCCACCUCUUACAUCUACGGCUUCGAAGCCCUCCUCGGCAUUGGCGGUGGGGCGUUCGUUCAAGCCGGCUACGCCGUAAUCCAAGCAGUCGUUGCCCCCGAAGACUUGGGAUACGCAGUCAGCUUCAUGAUGGUCGCGCAAAUCGGCGGCAUCGCACUAGGCCUAGCCAUUGCCAGUGCUGUAUUCGUCAAUGGCGCCACACUCCAGCUCCAAGACCUCCUCCCACAGUAUCCGAAGGAUCAGCUGCAGGCUGCGAUUUCGGGGACGAGUAGCCAGGUGCUGCAGACGUUGUCGCCUGAGUUGCGGGAGAGGGCGCUGACUUUGAUUGUGUCGAAUAUGGAUAAGGUGUUUAUUGUGGCGUAUGCUGGGUCCGCGGUUGCUUUGGUGGGGUCACUUGCUCUUUCGAGGAAGCGGGUUUUCCUGCCUGCUGCGGCGGCGGCUUAG
Aspergillus ruber CBS 135680 is the source of this 1635-nucleotide messenger RNA. Its product is annotated as putative MFS drug efflux transporter. The record is from RefSeq and is a predicted model, not a curated record. Gene Ontology annotation, molecular function: transmembrane transporter activity. The transcript has 8 exons. The coding region runs from base 1 to 1635 and encodes 544 amino acids. Lineage: Eukaryota; Fungi; Ascomycota; Eurotiomycetes; Eurotiales; Aspergillaceae. Gene Ontology annotation, biological process: transmembrane transport.